GCGUCGGCGGCCUGUCGCCAACUUCAGGCGGCAUGUGACGUCACAAAUCCACGCGCGAAUGACGUUUGUAGGUUAUUGCCGGAAAGUGAGGAAGAGAAUAGUUUCGCAUUUAGCUGUAAGGAGAAGAAUAAACGUCACUGGCAAUCAGAUUUUAAAAUUUCUAUUGUUCUUCUCCUUCUCUUUCCUUGGUUAGAGUGUUUGGAUCAGCAUUUGUUACUUCUUACAUGCAUAUUGUUGUUUCUUAGUCUUUUAUUUAUUUUUUUUAUCAACUUUUGGUUUGUUGCAAGCAGAUAAGAGACUUGAAUCUCACGGCUUGACGAUUUACUAAUAUGCAACGUAACAUAUUGAGGCCUCUGACAAAUUGUUACAUAUCAUCGUCGCAGAAACGAUGCUACAGUAAGCAGCAGGUUCGGGUUCGAUUUGCACCUAGUCCAACCGGACACCUGCAUCUCGGAGGUCUGCGAACAGCUCUAUAUAAUUACCUGUUUGCCCGUUCUAACAACGGCAGUUUCAUACUGCGGAUUGAAGAUACGGAUCAAACGAGAUUGGUUCCAGAUGCAAUCAAAAAACUGCAGGAUGAUCUUCUCUGGGCAGGAAUUAUCCCUGACGAGGAUCCGACGAGAGGCGGACCAAAAGGGCCAUACCUCCAGUCAAAGCGCCUCGAGCUGUACAAUGAGCAGGUCGAGACUCUUCUGAAAAACGGAUCCGCCUACAGGUGUUUCUGUACUGAUCGCAGGCUAGAUCUUCUGAGACGUGAGGCGCUUAGGCUCAGACAGAUUCCAAGGUACGACAAUAAAUGUCGCCACCUUGCCAAGGAGGAUUUGGCAGAGAAAUUGAGAAGAGAAGAGCCCUACUGCAUCAGGUUCAAGCUCGUCGGGAAUAUUAAUUCCUUCGACGACCUUGUUUACGGGCCUACGAGUUACGAUGUGGCGCAAAAUGAAGGGGAUCCGGUAAUCAUCAAGUCCGACAAGUAUCCAACUUACCACUUCGCCAACGUGGUGGACGAUCACUUCAUGGAGAUAUCGCACGUCCUGCGUGGUGUUGAGUGGCUCAUGUCGACGCAGAAGCAUAUAUUGAUGUAUCGGGCUUUCGGAUGGACGCCGCCGCUGUUCGCACAUCUUCCACUGAUCCUCAAUCCAGACGGUUCGAAACUGUCCAAAAGACAGGGGGACAUAAGGGUCGAGAACUAUAGACAGAGUGGAAUAUUCCCACUUGCUUUGCUCAACUUCAUAACUCAUGCUGGCGGUGGUUUCAACAGGGCACACGGUAGGGAGCAGCGAUGCUACAGCUACGGGGAGCUGAUAAAGCAGUUCGAUUUGUCUGCUGUGAAUGUCAACUCCUGCAAACUGCUACCCGAGAAGCUAUUGGAGUUCAAUAAGCUGGAGAUAUCGCAGCUCCUUGAGGAGGAGAACAACGCAAAGUUCCUUAUCAACAAAGUCGUUAGGCUGGUCAGUGACGCGUUUCCCGACAGAUCGAAGGACGGCACUCUGCAGCUGGACGAGAAUCACGUUCACGACGUUCUCAAUUGGGCCAAGAAUAGGAUAUCAAAACUUGAAGACCUAGUCAGCGGUGAGCUGGCUUUUCUAUGGGUGGUUCCUCCCCCCUCGACUUCAGCCAUUAGCCAAAGCCCCACCGAAUAUUUGAGAAUACUGGAGGAGUUUGAUAGGCAGCUAGCUUCCAAAGACGCGGAUUUCUUCCGAAAAGAGAGUCUGAAAGACUGGUUGAGGAAUUUCGCUGACACAAACGAUAUUCCGUUUGAAAAAUUCAUGAGAUUAUUGCGCAGCGUCCUAAGCGGCUUGAAGGAGGGUCCAAGCGUGGCUGAGAUGAUUGAGAUUUUAGGCCAGAACGCGACUCUGGAUCGCGUGAAACGAGCUCUUUCCUAGAAAACAAAAACGAGGACUCAAGCAGAUUUUGUGUAUAUAAUAUUAUCGAUGGUUGUACAGAUUUCGAAUAAUUGUUAAUGCUGUUUUUAUCGUAAGUAGAAAAAAGAAAUACAAAAUCAAAUGACAAAAUAAACCUUUUGUAAAUAUACUUAACUGCGUACUUCUGCCCAAAGAAUUUUAUAGACACACUCGCAUGAAUUUCAUGUUUUCACUUGAAAAAAAGCCGGUGAAAUGAAUAAUUAAAAAUAAAAAAACCAUUAUACCAGCUUAAAUAUAACAUCGAAUGUUUUUCUUUGGUAGUUCUUGUUCUCGUUGUACCUAUUAAUCCUAUGCCACUUUAGUCUCCUAGCACUAGUCCUCUAUUUACUUGUAGUUUUCAUUUUCCGUCGACGAUUCGAGGGUAAAAUUAUUGACUCACAUGGAACGUGGACGGUUUUUUCUUUUCUAUUUUUUAACACACUUUGGCUGAGCUGUAACAGUAAGGAAUAGGAAAUUAAGCGUUUCAUUAACAACAAAAUAGAGUUCGAAAUGUCAAGAAGUUUAUUAUUAUUAUCAUUCAACCUUUGGUAUAAUGUAACUGUUGUAUGUACCGGCUCAAUCGUUAUAUUGAUCGACGUACGAAUAAGAAUAAUAAGAAUAACAACAGUUGUAAUAAGAAUAACACUAGGAACAAGAAAAAUCGUGCGUAUUUAUAAUAUCAUAGCAUAGCGCGAUAUAGUAUUAAAAGAUAUUGCCGGAAGAGUUCGAAUCUAAAUUCACUAUACAAAUACAGUUUCUGUCAACGCAUAAAUAUAUCUGAAGAAGUAGCCAGGACUAAGAAGAAGGAUCGACGAGUCGCACGUUUAUCGGUAAG
Messenger RNA from Neodiprion virginianus, 2736 nucleotides. RefSeq names its product probable glutamate--tRNA ligase, mitochondrial (gene GluRS-m). Gene Ontology annotation, molecular function: ATP binding; zinc ion binding; glutamate-tRNA ligase activity. The record is from RefSeq and is a predicted model, not a curated record. The coding region runs from base 330 to 1883 and encodes 517 amino acids. NCBI's taxonomy places the organism in Eukaryota, Metazoa, Arthropoda, Insecta, Hymenoptera, Diprionidae. The transcript is spliced from 8 exons. Gene Ontology annotation, biological process: glutamyl-tRNA aminoacylation.